Molecule: messenger RNA, 7567 nt
Organism: Xyrichtys novacula (pearly razorfish)
Lineage: Eukaryota; Metazoa; Chordata; Actinopteri; Labriformes; Labridae
Source: the annotation of a GenBank genome assembly
AUGGACUCUGGGUUUUGGUGCCUUUUUACUCUGAGUAAGAAAACCUUUACUUUUACUUUAAACUUUUACUUUGUCCUUAUUCAGUAUUAACUGAUGUGAACGGCAGUGGAGAGUUCAAGUACCAGUUUGUUGACUCUUCAGUACCAGGAUGUGUGUUUUUGAAUUAGUGGGACUCCAGCUAAAAUAUUGCUUCGGUUCUCUUUGUGUUCAACUUUAUAUAAAUAUGACAUCAUUCUUCUUCAAACAUUCAAAUGACUUGACCGACUUAUUUAUGUAGGUCACCUCAUAAAGUUGAGUAAAACAGAUUCCUCACUUGUUAACACAUCGUUUCGUAGAGUGAAUAAAAAUGUAUCUCUCCUAAUUACUGUGAUCAUUUGUGUCUCGUUACAGCUUUUUAUUUGAUGGUCUGUAGAAGUGGAGCUCAAACUUUACCAGCAGCCUCAAUAACAUCAAUCACUCCUGCCGACUUCCUUCCUACCACUGCUGCUCCUUUUACAGCUUCUACUACAACAGGAGUCCUACUUACGAGUACACCUGUGCAUAAUGAAACUACUGCAACUCAGAAUGAUACAAACCAAACUCCUGUGCAAAAUUCAACAUCUGCAACUCCAACUACUGAUGAAAUACAUCCAACAGAAGAUUUUAACAGCACAACCAUGGGUCCUCAUCUGAACACUACUACUGCACCUACAGCUGGUCCUACAGCUGGUCCUACUACUGGUCCGAAUUCAAAUUCUACAGUUGAACCAACAGCUGGUCAUACUACUGGACCUGAUUUUAAUGCUACAGAUACCCUAACGGCUGGUCCUACGACUAGUCCCCAUUCAAAUUCUACAGUUGAACCAACAGCUGGUCCUACUACUGGUCCUCAUCCGAAUACCACAAUUGCACCACCAACUGGUCCUACAACUGGUCCUGAUUUAAAUGCUACAGAUACCCCAAUGGCUGGUCUGACUACUAGUACUCAUUCUAAUUCUACUUAUGCACCAACAGCUGGUCCUACCACUGAUCCUUAUCUGAAUACCACGACUGCACCUUCAGCUGGUCCUACAACUGGUCCUCCUUCAAAUUUUACCGAUGCACCAACAGUUGGUCCUACUACCAGUCCUCAUCUGAAUACCACUACUGUACAAACAUCUGGUCCUACAAUUGGACCUGUUUCAACUUCUACUCAUGCACCAACAGCUGGUCCCACUACUAGUCUUCAUCUGAAUACCACAACUGCACCUACAGUUGAUCCCACUACCAGUACUCCUUCAAAUUUUACCGAUGCACCCACAGCUGGUCCUACAACUGGCCCUCCUUCAAAUUCGACAAAUGUACCAACAGCUGGACCUACAACUGGUCCUCAUCUUGAUACCUCUACUGCACAAACAGCUGGUCCUACAACUGGACCUGAUUCAAGUUCUACUCAGGCACCAACAGCUGGUCCUACUACUAGUCCUCAUCUGAAUACCACUACAGCACCAACAACUGGUCCUCAUCUGAAUACCUCUACAGUCCCACCAGCUGGUUCCACCACUGAUCCUUUUUUAACUACACCUUCAGCUGGUCCUCCCACUACUAAUGGACCUACAAAUGAUACCACUUCCAGACCUCCUUCAAAUUUUACUGAUCCACCCACAGCUGGUCCGACUACUAGUCCUGAUUUAAUCUCUACUGAUGCACCAACAGCUGGUCCUACAACCGGCCCUCAGUCAAAUUCUACCACUAGUCCUCAUCUGAGUACCACUACUGGACCUACAGCGAAACCCACUACCAGUUCACCAUCAAAUUUGACUGAUGCACCGACAGGUGGUACGACGACUGGUCCUCAUUUAACUUCUACUCAUGCACCAACAGCUGGUCCUACAACUGGUCCUCACCUGACUACCAAUACAGCACCAACAACUGGUCCUCAUCUGAAUACCUCUACAGUCCCACCAGCUGGUUCCACCACUGAUCCUUUUUUAACUACACCUUCAGCUGGUCCUCCAACUACUAAUGGACCUACAAAUGAUACCACUACCAGACCUCCUUCAAAUUUUACUGAUCCACCCACAGCUGGUCCGACUACUAGUCCUGAUUUAAUCUCUACUGAUGCACCAACAGCUGGUCCUACAACCGGCCCUCAGUCAAAUUCUACCACUAGUCCUCAUCUGAGUACCACUACUGGACCUACAACAAAACCCACUACCAGUUCCCUGUCAAAUUUGACUGAUGCACCGACAGCUGGUCCGACAACUGGUCCUCAUUCAACUUCUACUCAUGCACCAACAGCUGGUCCUACAACUGGUCCUCACCUGACUACCAGUACAGCACCAACAACUGGUCCUACAACUGGUCCUCACCUGACUAUCACUACAGCCCCACCAGCUGUUUCCUCCACUGAUCCUUUUUUAACUACUGCCAUACCAGCUCCUGGUUCUACUACUGUUUUCCUUAAUACUACUACUCCUACUCCAAACUCACCUGUACCCACCCCCGUUUAUAACAUGACUACUGCUGGAAACCUAACCAGCCCUCCUUCCACUGCCCCCCCUCUUCCUCCUACCACUACUGAUCAUUUGCCUACAACUCCUUCUCCCUCUCCUACUUCUACUCAAUUUCCCCCAGCCUCUACAACUACCAGCAGCCCACCCACUACCACCCCUUUAGUUUGUAACAAUGGAGGAGAAGCACUGAACAGUGUCUGUAUCUGUCCUGAUGAAUGGACUGGAGCCACUUGCUCACAAGGUAAGUCGAGGUGGGCAUUAGCAGCAUGGUGCAAAGGUAAACUUAUUUCACUUUUAUUCAAUUACCUUUCGCCUUGUUUAUCUUCAUUUUAUGAAACAUGGUCUUUAAAACACAACCCAUACCACUGACCCAGAUCACAUCAGAUAGUCCAGUGUUGACCGAAACCUAACAAAAAACUUUUGCAAAGUUUAAAAAUUCAAAAACUACAGUUUACAUCCUCUCAAAAUGAUCCCUACAGAAAAUUUUUGCAGAGAACAAGAGCUGAACGGAUUUAAGUUCCCACGGACAACAGUCGGCUGGUUCGCUUACUCUGAGGAGACCUGUCCAAAAGGGACAAGUGGAGGUAAGUUUCUACCAACAUCUAUUAAAAAUAUCUGUCCCAGAAUUUCCAAAAACCAACAUAUCAACUUUUUCUGUUUACUUCACUACCUCCAUUCAGAGGGUAAACCUCAGGCUUCAAUCAGAUGUUCGAACAGGAACGGUCGACCAGACUUUGACCGUCCACCACAGGUGCUCCAGUGUGACCAGACACUCAGCGAUAUUCAGAAAAAUGUGAGAACGCCACUGUAUUUCAAACUUGGCAGAAGAGAAAGAAGAUCGGUCUUGGCACAGUUCACCACCAGUCUGAGUUUAAUGACUGUCUUUCCUUUCUCAGCUCACCAGCCCAGCCGCCCUAGAGACGCUAGCUUCCAGCACUCAGAUUCUGACCUCCAGACCUGAGGCGCUGACGGCCAAAAACGUCACAACAGCAGCUCAGAUUGCUAAUACAUUGCUUUUGUCUCCUAAUGCCACAGAGGUACAAACAACAAAACCAAAGAAGCUAGUUAUGGAGGCUUUUGUAAACAGUGUUAGUGAGAUGUCAGCCCAAAAGAUGCCAUCGUUAACCACAACAGUUCAACCAGGACCCAAGAUACACCGCACACCAAUGACUGACCAAAAAUAUCUCUACAAGUCUAAACUCAGUGAGAUCUGAUGAGAGGUGUGCUGUAUGUUCAUGUUUGUGUUGCAGAGUGUAAGGGUUGCUGCAGUAGCCACAGUCAGCCAACUGCUAUCAGCCGAAGCUCCGGACAGUACAGAGGAAGACAACUCCACCCUGGGGUAAUUGGAUCAGUUUUACUUGUACCGUCCUGCCGGUUUGGGUCAAAGUUAAAGUGAACCGUAUUUGUUCUGUCACAAGGGGAUCUUUGCUGCUGCUCUACCUGCCAUAGCAUUUCAUGUUUUUAUAUUUAAGUGGGUUUUUUGUGUGCAGCCUGACGCAGACUCUAGACCAGCUCUCUUUGAACCUCAGCCUCAGUCUCGACACCUCACAGUCACAAGUGGUUCAACCAAACCUGGUGGUCCAGUCGACACAGGUCCCUGCUACAGAUACACAAGGAGUCCAAUUCACCUCUUUGUCAGGUAAGAGUCAUUCGAUGCUCUUGGGUUGGUCCCAACCAUGUGAUCAAUCACACUACGUCAUGCUGUCAUCAGAGUUUAUUUCUUUAUAGUUUUAUUAUUGUUAUGGUGUGUCUUUUUCCUGCUUUUUGUCCUACUUACCAAACACACACAGUCAAAAUCUGUGGAUUGUCUUUAUUGGUGGUGUUGUUUUCACUGACAGCUUUGUUUUUUGGUUGGGUUCAGGGACAUCUGGUAGUUUUGUUGCUGAUAGGAUUCAGGUGAACACAAACACUUCGACUCCUGUAGUAGAAAACAGGUUCAUAGUGGACGCCCUGAUAUUUGUUCAAUUCUCACCAGGUGAGUACAGAAACAAACAGGUAUCAUAUCUUUGAAGUGUUUUGUGUAUCUAACUGAAAACUUUCCACUGUGAAAACUUUGAAAGCCAAACAUGUCUCAUGAAUAUACAAAUCUCUUUGUCUAGUGUCCGCUGAAGCCGUAAGCGAUCACCAAACGCCAUCGAAUGUCUCUCUGGGUUUUGUUCUCUACCAGAAUGACCGUUUCUUCAGGUCAAAGCUCUACAGGCGGAGUCGGGCCUCCAUCAGGGUGCUCUCAGGAAGCGUCCACGGUCGGGGGCGCAACGUAGUGCCGCAGCACGUGGAGAUGAUGUUCAGACCAAGAGUAAGAAGCCUUUUGGUCCACUUUUCAGACCUUGGUGUUUGUUUCCCAGCAGUUCGAAAAGUAAGAGUCCGUUCUGAAGCUGAAAGCCUGUGCUUGGUUUCAGAUGGUGGCGGGAGCAUCUCUGUACGACUUCGCUUGUGUUUUCUGGGACUACAGCGUGAACGACUGGAGCACGGCCGGCUGCUGGAAGGGAAACGCUUCAGAUGGAGUCCUUCAGUGUUUCUGUAACCACACAACCAACUUCGCAGCUCUUUGGGUGAAAACAAAUCUCAGUGGGUAACUCAAGAGCCGGAAAUAAGAAUUUCUGAAUCUAAACCCUGACUGUUUGUGUGUUUCAGUCGUUCAGAGAGGAUUACAAGUAUGCCAAAGCUCUGGAUCUGAUCUCCAUAAUUGGGCUCUCUGUCUCUAUUGUUGGUUUGGUUGUGACGAUAGUUCAUCACAUCUUUGAGAAGUGAGACUUUAUCUUUUAUUUCCUUCAAUUUACAGAUUCUCAGUCUAAAAGCAGCCUUUAAAAAAAACUAUCAAAUAAAACAAUAAAAGCAGGUCAAUCAGAACCACUGUCUGCCAUGGAAGAUUAUUUUGUCAAAUUUGGGGGUAUGGGUUUAGUCUGAGAGCUCCCUGCCCUUCAACAUGAGGAAGCCAAAGCCUGAGGCAUGGAGAGCAGCAGCAAAGGUACAAAACAGAGGAGGUAUCAUUCAGUAGGUUUACAUACUUGCAUGUUUACACGGACAAGGAGAGAAGUCCGAUUCGGCGCAAAAAAAUGAAUUAUGAGGUUAGUCCGAUUAAGCUGUGCAUGUAAACGUACUGACUGACUACAAAAAUAGAUGAAUAUAUGGGCUGCAGUUAGACUAACUGAUGUACUGUGGGCUGACCUUGACUCCUUGGCUUGCCUGGAUUAGCACCAUCAAGGCUCCACCAUCAAGGCACCACCAAGGCUGGACUAGGCUCCAUCAAACAUGAUUUCUUGUGACUCUAAAGCUACAAUGAAAUAUUGACCUGGUGUUUUUUUCUUCCCUGUCUCAGCUGUUACAGAGUGCCUGCCGGCCGUCAGAAAAACAGGAAGUCACAGGUGUCGCUGCUGUGUGUUUACCUCAGCCUGCUCACCUUCAUCAUCAUCUUCCUCAGUGGCAUCCAGAACUCGAGCAGACAGAGCAACAUUCAGCCAGAAGCUAAAAUCAACAUCAUCCCCCCCUCUGAUGAGCACGUGGAGUCAGAUGUAGGCACGUGCACAGCGACAGCAGCCCUGCUGCACUACUUCCUGUUGGCCACCUUCAUGUGGAACAGCUUAUACGGGAGCGAGCUGGUGCUGAUGAUCCACAGCAUGCGCCGCGGUCUUCCUUCUCAUUGGACCGCGGGCAGCUUGGCUGUGGGAUGGGGUAUGACCUUCAAAGAAAUAUUCCGGCGUUUCAUCAACAGUACAAAUAGCAUCCUAGCCAUCGCACUAGCCACCAAACAUCUUUUUAACUUUGCCUGAUUUCUUUAGCAAAGAGACUAAACACAACUCACCUACUCUCUUCCAGCAGCCGCUUGUUUGUAGCGAGACCUCCAGGCGAGUACAUCACUGCUUCAGUGUGACGCAGCUCAAGGAAGAACAUUUAUGAUCAUUCCUCGUGGAAAUGCAAUCAGACUGAGACACUAAGGCAGAAGAACUACCACGUCUGCAGUGCAAAAUGAUUAGUAUGGUGAUUAUUACUUCAAGGAAAUGAUAAAGAAAUGAUCAAAAAUGUUCUUCCUUGAGCUGUGUCACCCCGCUGCAGUCGAUGGACUCGCCCGCAGGUUUCCAUACAAACAAGCGGCUGCUGGAAGAGAUUAGGUGAGUUGUGUUUAGUCUAACAUCUAAAUUCACAUUAAAGCUUUUCAACUUCACCUGUCACCUUAGGGGUCCCGGCUGUUGUCAUGGCAAUCACUCUGGGCGUCACGUACAGGGUAGAGGACCCUUUGAAGUACAGACAGGAGGAAUUGUGGGUAUUUUAUGUGGUUUUACAUUAAAACUGUGUUGGUUGGUGAUCUGGGUUGAUGGCUGAUUUCUCCUUCAGCUGCUGGCUCGCCGCUCUAGAUAAAGACAAACGGUUCGACUUUGGAGCGCCAAUGUUCUGGGGUUUCCUCAUCCCUGUGGGUCUGAUCCUUAUCUACAACCUGGUCCUGCUGAUUCUGGUCUGUACAACCACCUGCAGGACCAACCCCCAACUCAAGAGGUAAGUUCAGCUUAGAGGUUGGACUAGACCAGCCCAUAUCAGCUGAUCACCUCCUUCACAUCCAGUAGGGGAUUGUCAAAAUGGGGGAUCUUCUCUUGAUGCCUGCUUUUUUCUGUUUCCCUCUCUGCAGUAGUAAAUCCUUUUCUCUGAAGAAGAAGGUCAUGGUCAGUUUCUCUCUGACGGUGAUCCUCGGUCUGUCCUGGAUUAUUGGGUACCUAGUCCUCGUCACCUCAGGUCACGCACACCUGGUGUUCAGCAUCAUCUUCUGCCUCUGUACAACCACACAGGUGAGUGAGCGUCAUCUCUUUCACACUUUAAACUAACUUACCUAGUUAGUCACCUCUGUACACCGCAGGAACCAUCAAGGUCUGAACGCAGAUGUUGAAUUUCAGGGUUUCCAGAUCUUCAUCCUCUUCACUGCAAGGACGCGGGCUUUCAGAGCAAGGUUGUCCCGUGCGGUCCGCCCCAUCAACAUCCCAAUGAAACACAGCCAUUACAGCCUGACCAAACACUCGGCCAGCAACACUGAAUCCAUGACUGAGUCCUACAGGGAGCUCUGGAUCCCUGAAGACCUUCAUCAGUUCUGUAAAAAAGAGUCGUAG